CGAUACACCAGUACCCAUUGUCAAAUAAAAUGACUAACGUAAAUAUAAAGAGCGAUAAGAAAGUUCGUAAUCUACUUCAUCUGGAAGCGCCAGACAAUUCCAAUGAAUGAUUGCAAUUAUGACGUCCACGAAAAGAUAAAGAGUUUCGCUAAGGACGCAGGCGGUUUUGAAAAAUUGACCGGCUCGGUCCGGAUCAUGAGACCAACCUAUACAGAAAAAGUAAGAAAGAGAAAGGUACUAGCACUCCUGCAGCGUCUAGUAGAGUUGUACCACAAUCAUGAAACAACAACGAACGAUUUUGGUCUUGCGGUGAAUCGCUAUCCUAGACAAACAAUGACAAUACAUACUAGCAUAAAAGAAAUCCGAAGACCAGAAGAGGUGUAGUAGCUUAAGCAAAGCGCCGCAUAUUAAUCCACACUCCGGCUGCUGCGUUGGUGGAGAAAGCUUUAUUUUGAAAUUACUCACUUGGUUGGUGUAACUCCAAGAAUUUUUCAUCUCACCCACAGAAGUCACUUAUUUGGCCGUAAGAGAGGAUGAAGUAGUAAGAGCACAUUUUUGCAGUCGCUUAGUACCAGGCUCCUAGAACUUCUAGUAGGCACAAGAACAAGAACAAGUUGAUGUCGUAGCUUUUCCAGUACAGCGAUGACAAAGAAGUAGAAAAUAAAGCAAGCUGAUUUGAGUACCUGACUCCGAUGCAAGAAAGAUGGCAAGAUUUACUUCUACCGCAAAUGUCUACUUCUACUGCUAGCUGCGACAUCAUCACGCAGCAGGACGGCGUCGACAACUGUAGGAACCCGUUUUCCGGAAGUUGUAAAGCAGCACUAUGAACUUGAAGCACUAGUACCAGCACAGAGAGCACAAUAAAUCGCACAGAAGCUGCAAAACAUAAACAACUUCGUCGUCGAAGAGAAGACCUACAAGGGGGGCCGCUGAAGAAGUGCAGCAGCAACAAGUAGAACUCAAGUUGAUGUAAGUUCAAGUAUUAAAUGCAGCAUUUUUUGCCAGCUUACCUAUGAGCAGCCUCACCAAGCAAGAUGACAUCAAUCCUCUGAGUACGCCCGCUGAAGAGACGACGACCGCAACGGAUGCAGAGGGCGCAUCCUCAAAUGCCGAUGAAGAGCAGCUGGUCAGCUGUCCAAGUAGAAGCGAAAAAGGCGAGAACGUAAGGGUUGCAAACGAUUAUAUGACAGGGUCAUGAGCAGGGCGCGCUGGAGGUGAAGUGAAGUUCGCUGUUUGUCGUCAUAUUCUUCAGAAGCUGAUGAAGACAAAGACUGUUGUUCAGCGAGAACGACGUCAGACACUGAUGCACUUGUUAUGCAUGAUUCAAGGGCACCGGAACGAUGACGAUCUGAUGCUGCUGUAUCUAUCUUUCAAAGUUUUCUGGUGUUGCAGCAGCAUAGUGAACAGAAAAGUAGUCCAGUUUAUAUUAGUGCAAGUGCGCAGAAGUCUUCGCAAUUACAGUUUCUGUGUUAUGAUUUUGCUGGAUUCUGUAAAAGAUUUGACUGCUGGCGCUGUAGCUAUUGCUCAGCAGCACAGCAAGGCCAAGAGUUGUAUAGUAGAGCGACAUAUAGGAACAUGAAUGGAUGCGAGUUGUAAGUGCUUCGUGCAUUCGUCAUCUUCAUUCCAGACGCCCCUCUUGACCUUGUCGCGAUUCUCCACCUUGAUACGACGCUCGGAUUGGGACCACCACUGACAUUAACUACCUCAGCCAGAGCAUGCCACAGCAACCAGGCUCGGGUAGCUUCGCUUUGAAAGAACCCACCUCCGAAGUAGUAGGAGAACAGCAAGGCGCAAAAAGUACUAUUAAGAGCGGUGCUGGAGUACUUUCUUCUUCUUGCAGCACGAGCACGAAUACUGGUAACAAGACCAGUUGUACUUCUUCGACGAAUAGGUUGACUGCAAGAAGCGGAGAGGUGGACCUCCUUCGUUCUGCGAUGGCCUCCACCGCUGUGGCCAGCACGACUGAGCAGCAGACCAGUAGUACCAGUAAGACUGCUCCGUCUUCUAUGGGCAGCGGAAAGAACGAUCUUGCGGAUGUGCCGCCAAGCACAACUAGCUCGAAAGACAGUAAAAAACAUCCAGUUGUAGAAGGAGCAGUAGAUCCUACACUUGUAGUAGCCUCGUCUGCAGCGCGCACGAACGGCGACGCUGCAACAGGAGGCAAAAAUAUCACGGCGGCCGACGCAAAUCUUGCUACGCACAUGGCAAAGUCCGUAAAUGAAGAGGCCAACACGUGUUCUGUGGGCCUUGAUGCUCGCGCGAAAGUAAACAGCGGUGGAAUCGCGACGACUGUAGCGGCUGGCACCGCCGCUAGCACAGAAGAUGUUUCAAAUAAAGGCAAUCUUCUGGGCGAGGACGAUGUGAGCUCAACACAACAGGGAGCUGCUGGUGCUGUUCCAGCUAGUGCAACAAAAACGGGCACAGCUGCGGGGGUUUCGUCAGGUAGUUCGACGAAUAGAAAAGCUUCGUCCUCUACAACCUCUUCAAAAGAUACCACUGCACCCACGGGUAACAUGGUUGUAGAUGCUGGAAGAACCCUCAACGGCUCGACAGCGUCAAGCAACAGUGCAGCCGCCGCCGCCAGUGGUAAAAACGGAAGUGUUGCUGCUGAAACUGUAGUGCUGAAUGGGACCUCCGCGACCUCAGGCAGCGGAAGUGGAAUCACAAAUAGCAGCAAAACAACUGCAACUAAAAAGGAAGAAGUAAUAAAGUUCGCGCCCGAAGAGAGGAGCAAGGCAGCUGCUAGUACAACUACCGCAGCAGCAGCUGCAACAGCUACAGGCUCAUCAACUGCAGGUAGUGCUAGUAGCGUUCCGUCCUCCGCGUCCGCAGCACAGGCCGCUUUCGGUCCCACGCCCAGCUCACCAAGCUCCGGGCCUAGCUCUGCGGCUUCUGGCGCCGCGCCGGCGGCGAACAAGAAUAGCGUUAAGCCUGGUGCCACAACUGCAUCAACUGCAACAACCGUACCACCGCCGAUCUCCAUAGUCGGUAUGGGCAGCGGCAAGGGCCCGCUCCCGAUGGGCGCUUCGUCUAGUAGUAUUGGUGCGAAGUCGAGUAAUAGUACCGCAGUACCGAUUUCCACUACAGUACCAGCGAGCGCCACAGGAGCUAGUGCGGCUGACGCUAUUACUAUUAAGGAGGACUUAAGACGGUAUGCAGGAGGACUUAAAACCUUGUCAGAAGGUCGUGCUCCUGGACCACCGGGAGGCACUACUACCACUUCUACGACACCAGCCCCCACCGCGUCCCCGCGGCCGCCAAAUCCAAACCCCUUCACCGUGGAAGUGGACGAGGAUGAGCCUCCGCCACCGCCGGAAGACAUAUCAAAGAUAAGAGAAGGCACACCCAUUCGACCAGAAAAAAUUACCUCAGUUUGUUCUCAUGCCAUUUUAUUCAUCUGCGGCAGUGCGUGGCACAAAGGCUGUUUCGCAUGACAAUUUUUUUGGUAGUACCACCUUUGUCGUGCUGGCCCGCGUUACACUUUGACUUUCGUCCUCCGUAGUUGAUGUGCACGUCGGCAGAACAAGCUUCUUGCCCCCGUUGCAGAUCAGCAUCACAUCAAACUUUCUCGCCGUGACAGAACGACGGAAAGACAAAUUUUUGUCUGGUACUAUCUUGGGUGUAGUUUCAUUUUUCUGCUUGAUAAGACACGCCGAUCGACGAGGACGAGGAGCAGGAGGACGAGCAGCAGCGCAUGGACGACUGGGCCGCCUACCUGGGCGCGGAGGGCAACGGGGAGGUGGUAUCACAAUGAAAAACGCCCCCAGCCCCGAACUUGGGAGCAUUUGUAUUGCAAACCUUUCCAACAGAAACAUUCGCCCUCUUGCAUCUAGCAGCAUCACAGAUUUCCAAUCGUGAAUAGCGAAAAUUUGUAUUGCAACAGAUCCCAGCAAGCGCGGCGCUUGUCAUGCAAGCAAUGCUAUAUACGCCUAGACUCUACUGCAUCACAAAGUCAAAGAUAAAGACUCAUAUUCCUUUCAUGCAUGACAAAAAGUUUUCAUUUGGAAACUUCGCAUCACAAAUUAUUGCAAAUUUGGGGGUGGGGGCAUUUUUCACGGUAAUAGGUGGACGCGGAGUGGCUGAAGGGGCUGUACGACCUGCAGGCCGGGGCGCUGGAGGAGGACGACGACGAGGGCGACGUGCCGCACGGCAAUUCGCAGUCCGUGCCCUACUCGGUGGCGCUGCUGGAGCACGAGCAGAACAGCCGGCUGACCGCCGCCGGGGGGCUGGUCGUGGUGCCCACCAUUGACGAGGCGGGAGGAGGCGCCACCCGCACCUCCAGCACCAUCGUCGGGACGGCUGCGCCCACUUCUGGGUCGGUGCUGGUGGUUGGCGCGUCGGCGGCCACGUCGAGCAGUUCGUCCUCCGCAAAGGAGCAGGAGGCGAAGUGGGUCGCGGACGCGAUCGCCUUCAUCGGUAAGUACAUGACCAGCGAGCUGAAACUCGACGAAGUGGAAACCAAAAUCGUGCAGCCGCUACAGGAAAUCGCAAACGAGAUAGGUAUAAUGUUACAUUCAUAUACAAAAUAAACCGAAAGAGAUAUUAUCGUUUCGAGAAAGAUUUUGAAUUUCAGCAAAGAAAAAUUAUUUGUCUUCCGUUUCCGUAGUUUUCUUCAUUCCAAUGCUUCAUCGGGGUAGUUGCAUGUAACGAGUAUGAAAGCAAUUUUUCCACUCGUGGCUUAUCUAGGUUUGAAGGGCGAGAUGAAGUGUUUUGGGUCCUUCAUGAGCGGGUUUGCGAACAAAAAGUCGGAUUUGGAUGUAACUUUCAUCCAGCAAGACUCCACCACCCUGUCGCCACACGACAUACUCACCCGCGUGGCCAACAAACUGGAGAAAUCGGGAGCCUACGAUAGUACAUUUUAGUCUGCUGAAGCUGAACAUUCGCCUAGGUCAGCUGAGGAAAAAACUUUCGAUUACCACUGACCCCUCUGCUACUACAAGGAUUUCAAUUUUCAUCCUUCAAAACAACUUGUACUUGAGAUUUUGAUACCAGGUGUGUGUCCUACUCAUGUCUAUAGAAAGUUCUUGCAAGUCUCUCUUGUAUGAAGAUCAAGAUGCUUGCAUGCCUUCCGCUUAUACGAUUUGUCCGGAAAGAUACCAAAUGCAAAUCCACACCUGAUAUUACAACAGGCAUCACGAAGGUGUUGCACGCACAAUCGCCACUGGUGCGGUGUACAAACAUGGAGUUGCAGGUGGAAGUCGAGAUCUUAAUGAACAACCAACUUGGCGUUGAAAACUCAAAACUUCUCCAUUGCUACGCCCAGAUAGACCCGCGGGUGGCCCAACUGGUACGUGUUUUUGUUUUUUGUUUAGCACCGACACCGUAAAGAUGGCAGGCUGUCUUCGCACGUGAUGAACUAGUGCAGCUGGAGCAGUAAACCCACUUCGUUCCAUGUGCGACGACGUUGGGUUGUGCUAUCUGCAUACCAGAAAUUUACGCAAAUUUAUUCCAGGUCCGUCUGGUGAAGACCUGGGCGAAACACUACGAAGUUCUCGGGUCUCAGGACGGGUGCAUCAACAGCUACGCCUACGUGCUGCUCACGCUCUAUUACCUGGUAUUCUUUGAUAAAAAGCAAUUUUUUUCAAUUUUUUUUUGGUUCGGUUUUGGUACAUGGUGGGAAUCUCAUCGCUGAGACGAGCCAAUGCCGCUUGUCACCAAGCUCAAGAUCGGCGGCGACUUCGGACAGCAAGAAGUUUGUUUUGUUACCACGUGAAGAAGAAGGUAGUAGAGUCCCCGACUAUCAGAUGAUACGAUUUUUCUGCACUUUCAAUAUGCGUAGGUCGCCAUCAAUUUCCUCCCCAACCUCCAACUUCUGGCGCAAGCCAUGGGCAUCCCCAGCAACUUUGUGAGCGUGAAGAAGUGGGGCACGCCGGACAUUGUGGACACCCGAUUUUGGAGCAAGAAACUCCCCGAUUUCCGCCCCGACAACGCCGCAGACUUUACCCUGUACCAGCUCGUGAAAGGCUUUUUCGAGUUCUACCUCAAGUUCCCCUGGGCGACAAGCGCCGUGUGCUUGCGACAACAGUACUUUCCACUUUGCUAUAUGAUCUUCCGAACAAUUAUUGUCCUCACUGUCGCUCAUUGUUUGGCAUCGACUGAUCAUGUUGCACAUAGUACGAAAAUACGAAAAAUGUUUUCGCACUCAUUGAGAAGAGGUCAUGAUUUUGAAAUGUACUUUUGCGUAAAGCUAAGAAACUAAACAUAAUUAACAUCAACAGCCUCCCCGGUGCCCCGGCGACCCAAACCCCGAAGCAGAACCUGUUUUUUUUCGAGCACACUGGCCCCGCCGUUUGGCACAUCGAGGACCCUUUCGACGUGAAGCACAACCUGGCCGGGCGGACCACGGAGUCCGGCAGAAAACGCAUCACCGACGCCAUGAAACAAGCCCUAGAGAACUUCACCAACUUCGACGAGGCUUUUCAGACAAAUCGAAAAGCAAGGUAGAGGCAGUGCUGGAACCGAAUUUUGUUUUUGUCAUUCGUCUGAUCGAUGUGCAUGUGGUAUACCAUGGUUGCUGUGCGAGGAAGGUUCUUCCUUAUGAUCGUCGCGACACAGCAAUAGAAACGCAUUAUCACUUUCACUACUAGGUUUUGGCUUAAAGCCUCCAUCUCCUCCACGGUGACCCCGAAGCAAGUGUUGGAUAUCUUCAAAGACGUGGAGCUCGUGCGACUCUAUUUCCCGAAAUACGAGACAUUUUUCCAAGAAGACCCGAACAAGCGACCGCACUUAUAUGGAGGUAUUGAGAAGAUGCGUGCAUAACCAGACGCAUUACUUUUAGCACUUUGAAUUCUCAUUAUGCAGCACCAGCUGGAGCUGCAAUAAGUACCUUACAACUUCUUAAAGUAAGUCUGUUGGUUGCUCAUCGCGGACCGAAGCUGGAAAUACACGUGGACCUUACGAGGCGAAUCCCAUCCAAAUCCAAAAGAGGACACACUCACACCUCCUGAUCAGUAACAUCCAAACUCCUAUUACCCUAUUCUCUCCACUACAGCCCCACGGUACAAGAACAUCAUGCUGGAAUUUUCUUCUCAAGCGGACCUGCGACAGGCGGAGAUGCGCAACGAGGUGUUUCUGUGCGAGAGUCAGCUGCGGCUGCACAAAACCACCACCGGCUUCGUGGAAGAGGAAGUCAAGGGAAAGGAGGGCGCGUACUACGAGUUCGACCUUUCCGUGUCUUCCGAGGAGCUGGAGACGGCCAUCAGCACGGCCUUGGCGGAGCGCGACGCGACCAUCGCGAAAAGAAGUACGGAAUCGCCAAAAUUUGUCAAGGGAGAAAAGGGCGGGAAGGGAAGCGGCACCACGGCGAAGAGCGGUACUUAAUAGAAUACUGCAGAGAUAUUGACGAUAAUUACUACCUCAUGCUGCGCGUAUUAGCAAGAUAAACAGGCCUAGACUUUGAAAAGUAGGUUGGUUCCUGUUUCACUAUGGAGAUAUUACCGUAUUUUGAGGACGAAGAGGAAUUCCGCAAAGGAAAUUAUAAAGUAGACCCUUCUACUUCCUCGUCGCAAUACGAAUGGCGCUCGUCCUCCCACCCACCAACCUUUUGAUAAAAUCAAAAUCACAAACGAAAAACAGAUGGCUCCUCCGGCGGCGCGUACUUUCUCGGAGUGGGCAUGACCGAGGACGACGCGAAAUCUUGGAACGCCCGGUCGGCGAACAACAGCAAACAGGCCUACAGUGCUGGCAAUCAUGCCGGAUACACGCCCUACGACAACUCCGUGGAGGAACUGGCGAAGUACAGCAAAACCGGCCUUGCCGGCUCUCCCUCCGCCGUGGUAGACCCGACGAAAAAGGACAGCAAGGAGGCGUCGCUCGAGGAGUGGAACGCACAGUGGUACAUGAACGGCGGUGGUGGCGACAGCGCGUCCGGCGCCUCUUCGUCUGCCAACACCCCGCACGACGGCAACGCGAUGCCGAAAACCACGGAGCUGCGCGCCAACGCAGCGACCUUCACCAGCAAGGGUGGCGCCUUCGAUAUCAGACUCUUAAACGCCACCUUGUUUGCUGCUACAUGAUCUGAUGUCAUGCAAAAUUGCCGACAGGGAGGAGCCUCAGCCUCCACACGAUGGAGCUGCUUCGCAUUUACAAAUCGCGUAAACCAGUACUGAUGUUGUAAGUCGUUGCCAAGUCUGUAAUGCGAUACGCACAAGCACAUCAAGUUCCACCCUUUCACAUUUGCUGUUCAUUCUACUUGCAUCACGAAUUGUUCACGUAACAGCAGGCAAAGCAACGCGUUUGCGAGCCCCAUACUCGACUACGGUGCAGCAGCGGCCUACGGAAUGGGCGGUGGUCCCGGUGGGGCAGCGGCCGCCGCGGCGAGUGCCUUGGCUGCGAGCGCUGGCAUGCCGCCCGGCUACGCAGCCAUGCAGCCCGGGAAGGGCCCGGCGGGAGGGCCGGGUGGCUACCCGCCCCCCGGGGCAACAGCGACCAUGGUGCCCGGACCGGGCGGGCAGAUGAUGUUGGCUCCGGGGCCAGGAGGAGCCGGUGCUGGCGUGCCCCCGGGGGCGAAGGGGUCGUACUGGGACCCGAGUCAGAUGGCGAUGUACAUGGCCGCGAACAACAAGGGCAAAGAAAAGUGGCUGGAGAUGAUGAAGGGCAGCAAAGGGGGCGCCGUGAGCUCCAAAUCUAGUCCGGUUGACGCGGCGCACCAGCUCGCCCUCAGUGCCGGCCAGCCGAGCGCUAACGACGAAAACGGAAGCAACAGCGGGAAUAAUACGGCGUCGGAUGCGCAAAAACAGCAGUAUGCACAGGCAGCCAAUUAUGCAAAGACAAAUUUAAUGGUUUUACAGUUACACACGUGGUCGUAGUUGUAGGAUAAGCUAGACUGACAACUUUUAUCUGUCAUGCCCGAACAAAUGAUGCGCAGGAGCAGGACGAGCGGGACGAUGAACUAAGUAAGUACAUUGUACCCACCAGUCACAUGCGGGUUUUCCCACAUGAUUGCAGAAAUGUAGCUUUUUUAUGUGAUGCAAAACUGAACCAUUCUAUGCAUAUCAAGUUUAUCGUGUUGCGUGCUCCAUGUUCAUCGUGUUGCUGAAUCUGCAAAAAUGUGUAGCUCGUAAGGCAGCUUUUUGUUCGCCGGGAUACCAUCCAGAUGGCAGCGUACGCCCAGAGCGCGGCGAUGACGAAGGGGCUGUACCAGGCGGCCAAGGCGGGGAAAGCGGCCUUCUACGCACAGGCCGCGGGCAUGCCAGGAGGGCCGGGCGCACCGCACCCCGCGUUUUACGCCCAGAAUCCCGCCGCGGCCGGGAAUGCUGCCACGAUGGCAGCUAUGGCGGCGCAGAAAGGGGUGGCAGCGGGAAAGGUAUAGCCAUGCUUGUGUAUGUCUUCAUGUGAAAUGUUAAAUGUCCUAGGUGGUCCCCAAUUUGUCGUGCAGUUAGAAUUGAAUUUAUUUGUCUUAGCUUGCAUCCGCCAGUACUAGCACGACGAAGAAGCAGUCCGAACUACUGCCAGGAUGCAAUUUUUUAGCUGUAUCCAUUCGUAUUGCCAUUGCAAUUGUCUGCUGCUAUGCUCCUGGAUUAUAUCAUCCUGACCUCAAAAAUGAAAAUCAAAAUUACUCCAAAUAUGAACAGGACCCAGCAGCGAUGGCGGCCGCGAUGCAGUAUCAACAGCAGGCAGCAGCUAUGAAGGGAUACCCACAUCCAGCCUACAUGUAUAGCCCAGCAGGCGCCGACCCAAGAAUGAUGAUGAUGGCUGCCAUGGCAAAAGGUAUAAUCGCACGUAACGAUUCGUCUGCGUUCAGAUUCAUCUACUCGUUGCGCAACGAAUUAGAUGAACAUGCAUGGACACGAACACACCAUGAUGAAAUAAAUCUUCAUGAUCUAGUAUAUCUAUAUGAAAACAUCAAAGGUCCUGAUGAAGAUGUACUUCUACUUCUUGCUUGUCGCUUGCUAGCAAAUAAUGAUUUAGUUUCCGCAGCAAGAGAUAUUUUGGUUUUCAGAGAACAUCUACUUCAUGAAGCGAGCCGCCUGGUCGAUGUGAUCUUCAUAUCGAUUCCGCAGGUACUAUGCCCAACCCGGGGGCAGCCUGCGGCGUUCCGAACGGAGCUGCUUAUGCCGGCUACGCAGCCGCAGCCGCCAUGAAAGGAAAGCAGGGCGGCAAACCCGGCGGUGGGCCAAGCGGGCGAGGAUUCUGAAAAGACAAAGACUCGAAGAGCAAGGCGGUGCAAGAGGAGCAGUAUUUCUUUUGGAGAAAACGGCUCUCGUUUCAUUCAGAAUGGCGCCGGGCCGGAGGAUGAAAACGCACAUGCAGAAAAGCAUGCGUUUGUGAAGUACUAGAACGUGGGUCUGGGUUCAUCUUCUCGUCAUCCACACCAGUGGCAGUGCCUCGCACGUGGCGAAUUGUACUUACUUACACGUUCUUCUGCUACAUUCACGGAUGAAGAUGAAAAAAUACAGCAAGAGCACUCCUCGCCUGACGAGCCCUCCUAGCCUGGAAAAGAAGCCGAGUCCAUUAUACCUGCAUCUGCGAAAAUUAUCCGCUAAUAGUUGUCCUGUAGAAGCAGGAGCUAGCAGGGGCAAGAGCAACUGAUCCUCCAUAGUACCAGCCCGCGGCAGUUUGAAACUUAUACAAGAUGAAAAUCGCUUGAUACUUUAUGACUCAUCAGCAAAAAUCCGAAGAUAAUCGAAAAAGAAAAUCCACCAAGAAGUCUAUUUUAUUGCUAGUAUACGAAAUUAUUGAAGACUACGUAGGAGCGUGCGUUGCUCCAAGACGGACGACGUGUGUCGGAAUGAUAUUAUCCAAGGUGUCGAGAACAGGCACCAGCUUGACAACAACUAUAAAACAACUAUUCACAACAUCCAGAAGUUUCAUUAAAGCGCAAUAACGGUACUAUCGUUUUUGAAAAUGUAUCUAGUAAAGGUUUCAUCUUCUAUACGUUGAGUAGAACUACAGUCUACUACUAUGCUUCUUUUAUUUCUGACAUCUGUUUGAGCGCAGUUAUCGCCACCGUGACCUGACAGCUGCGGUAUUAUGAAAGUCGUACUUCUAUCAUGUAAGCAGGGCGAAGACCAGCAACAGCUCGCUGCACCAGGAGCAGCAGGACCGGAAGAAACUCAUCAAGAUAUAAUCGCGAGCGACAAGUAGUACUAGUAGAGAGUAUUUUUUAUCUUGAAAGCGAAUUAUAUUGUCACAGCUUCCUAAUCCUACUUUACCUUUUUCGUCUCAAUUCUAGUAAACUCAACGGAAAAAGAACAAGCAGGGCAGUCAACGGCCGUAUCACAACAACUCCCGUGAUCUGUAGCGAAGCAUUUAUUCUAAAACGUAUCUUUGCCCUUUAGUGUAUUCUUAUUUUCACCAGGCCGCCUGCUCGUCUCCACCUCCUGCUCAAGAAGGUAGCCGCACCAUCUGUUCGGCUGCGAAUAUCAGGGGCUCCGGCUCUAUACUUUUUUUUCCACAGUGUUUUGUUAUAUUUAGCUGUCUUUCCAUAAUUUUGUCGAACCAAUGAAGAUUUGAAUUUCUCUUUCAUCCUUGUACCACUCCAAUGUCACAUCAAAGAAAAGGGCCUCCGUAGCUGCGACGAACUGGUGAGAGAGGAGAUAGUGUCGUGUAUGUGCCUAUGAUCGAUAAUUUCAUCAAAAUUCUCUCUCUCUCGGUACUACUAGAAUCCGCCUCUUCAGCUGCACUCGGGCGACCAGCUCCAGGGCUGCAGCUGGACGCGGGUCUGUGGUCGAACUGCGCGAAACUGCAUUGUAGAUCUGGUAGGUAGGUUGACUACCGAUGUUUAAAAACCUAUCGCGGGCACUAGCAGAGAACAUUGAGAAUAAUGACCGCGGAGCAUUUGGUUGCUCCUGCUGAAGUCGUGAUGAAUAAACGCAAUUAUCGCACAUUAUGAACUAUUUUGUCUCUCAGUAGUGAUUGAUGCAAGAAUCGACUUCGCACCUAUUUUUGUCGAAGAUGAACUACCCGUGGCGAUAAAAAGAAUGAAUUCUUUGGUCGUGUACACAAACGAAAAUGAAUGUUGUUGGCAGGUUUUUAUCUUCAUCGCACUCACACUUGUUCAUAAUCUAGUACAACCGAUAUUUAUAAUAUGCACUACCUCUUAGCACGAGCAGGUUACGACCACAAGCAUCAUCAUCAGCAUGUUUUUUGAAAUAAAGAUCAUCAUAUGUCGAUAGAGUAGAUUGUUUAAGAACGUUGAUGUUGUGCUUGUGGUAGGUCAUUUUCAAAAAAACGAACCAAGUGAUGUGACAACGCAGACGCUGCUUCUAUGUUGAUGGUCUACUUACGUCGAAACAAGAUGAGCCAAAGAAUUGACUCCAGAAGAUAAAGAUUUUUCACGACGACCAGUGGUCGAGAUGGGGUCUUGAACUCUCGAAU
This is a messenger RNA of Amoebophrya sp. A120, 12318 nucleotides long. The record is from the annotation of a GenBank genome assembly. NCBI's taxonomy places the organism in Eukaryota, Dinophyceae, Syndiniales, Amoebophryaceae.